Eurytemora carolleeae is the source of this 2005-nucleotide messenger RNA. Its product is annotated as bromodomain-containing protein 7. Gene Ontology annotation, cellular component: nucleus. NCBI's taxonomy places the organism in Eukaryota, Metazoa, Arthropoda, Copepoda, Calanoida, Temoridae. Bases 203 to 1990 code for a protein of 595 amino acids. The transcript is spliced from 10 exons. Gene Ontology annotation, biological process: regulation of transcription by RNA polymerase II. The record is from RefSeq and is a predicted model, not a curated record.
AUUAGAUCCGCUGAAACCUUUAUUUAUAAAUGAUCUUGUCAAUACUUAAAAAUUCUAUUUAACCACGUAGCUGAAACAAUCUCUAACUUGUGUGAUAUGUAUUAAACUGAACAAGCAUGUCCUCCAGUUUAAAGAAGUUUGUGGCCUUUUUGGAUCCAGCUCCUUGAUAUUCUACUUUUUACAGAUUGGAAGGAUAGGAAAAAUGGGUAAACAUAAACACAAACACGAAAAGCAUAAACAACACAGAACUAGCUCUGAGUAUGACGAGGCCCCUGUGCUACCUGCUGUACCUAAACUAAUAGUAAAGCUGGGACCUGAUACCCCGGAGAGAAUAGAUUCUCCCUCUGCUCUUCCCAUCUUCUCACCAGACCCGGAGCAUCAUCAUAGACACAAGGAGAAGAAGAAGAAGAAAAAGAAGGAUAAGAAGAAGAGUCAUGAGAAGGAUAAGGACCGGGAUAGAGAGCAUAGACAUCAUAAGAAGAAGAAGAAGAGAGAGUAUGCAAGUGUUGAGGACGGAUAUCCUGCUUCACCAACAGUACAACCCCCACUCAAGAUACCUAAACUGGAGGAAGAGGAUGGAGGUCUAGUUUCAUCUAAACGAGAUCUACCUUCCAGAUCAUGUGUUUCCACCGUCAAGCAGAAGUCUGGAAUGUUGAACAAGGUUCUGGAACACCUGCUCUCCCUACUAGAGAAGAAGGACGUGAGCAACUUCUUCUCUCAGCCUGUCUCAGAUACAUUUGCACCCGGAUACUCACAGAUUAUAAAGGAACCUAUGGAUUUCUCCACAAUGGCGGAGAAGGUUGAAGACGGAAGUUACGAGAGUCUGGAACCGUUCCGACGGGAUUUCGAGUUGAUCUGCACCAACUGUAUGCUCUACAACGGUCCCGACACCAUCUACUACAAGUCCUCCAAGAAGCUGUUGCAGCAAGGACUCAGGGUUCUAGCUCCAGAUAGGAUUAAAGCUUUAGCUGAGCAUAUACCAAUCAUCAUGGAACUAAGUGUUGAGCAGUUGGGAUUCAAUAUUCAUGACGAGAUGACAGCUGAGAUGUCUGCUGAGGAUGAGAAAGAUGUGUCAAAGGUGAUUGAGGAGAUAAAAGGAAGUGUCCGUCAGCCUGGACCUGCUCGCUUUUUAUUUGAAGAAAAAGUGGGCUAUUUGUUUCUUUGUUAUUUUUUUAAGGUAAAUGAGGCCUCCGCGGCGGCAGCAGCUCGUCUUGCGCGGCGGAAACCAGGCUCACAUAUGGGCUACCUACGUCAGAAGCAGGACGGUACUACCAGCCUAUCCAUCGUCACACCAACCGAUGGAGCGGCAGAGCGCGCCGUUACUCUUGGUCAACUCAUCGGCCGGGUCAAAUACGGCGCUUCGGCGCUGCAAGGAUUCAGUGAGGACCGGCGAAACAUGGCCAAAGCGUUUCAUCCUAUCUAUUACGGCUCAUUCAGCUCCUACGGUCCGGCGUAUGAUUCAACAUUCGCCAAUUUGACGAAACAAGAAACAGAACUUGUCUACAGUACAUACGGCGACGAUGUUGGCGUCGCCUACGCAGAGAGUAUUAAAAACUUUUCUAAAAACUGUGAAUACGCAACCUUCAUAGUUGAUCACUUGCUGGACAUUCUCAGUGGCAAUGAGCAUAAAAAGACGACUAAAUAUAUUGAGGAACAGAAGGCGCUGCGCGCUGAAGAGAGUGCAGUGAGGGCUGUGUUUGAAAGUGAUGUAAAUAAUGAAAGAGUAGAUUUUGAAGCGUUGAAGUCCCUGAGCAAUGAAGGAAUAGAUAUGAGCUUCUUAGAUUCUUUACAGUCUCAAUAUUCAAGUACACAGGAUAAUGGAAGUCGACAGUUGGAAAACAACGCUGCUUUAAUUCAAAACCUCAGAGAUGUUCAACAUGAACGACUUAGUGGCCCCCCUCCUCAACAUCUAGGACAGGUAUACAUCCCCCCAUCCCACAACCUCCCUCCUCAGCAUCUAGGCCUGGUACACAUUCCCCUCAGCAUCUAGGCCAGGUACACAUUC